Messenger RNA from Hibiscus syriacus, 1661 nucleotides. Its product is annotated as zingipain-2-like. Gene Ontology annotation, cellular component: lysosome. The transcript is spliced from 5 exons. Gene Ontology annotation, molecular function: cysteine-type endopeptidase activity. Lineage: Eukaryota; Viridiplantae; Streptophyta; Magnoliopsida; Malvales; Malvaceae. The record is from RefSeq and is a predicted model, not a curated record. Bases 226 to 1521 code for a protein of 431 amino acids.
AACCGAUAAACAUAAGGCCGGAGCAUUAACCUUCGAGUCUGAUCUGAUCAGAAAAAGGUGAUCGUGUCGGAGAACUACCUACCCAUGGUAAAAGAGCCAUGUGUGUUUCACUUCCUAUUUGCUUGGACACACGCCCACAGUUUUAGGCAACUGCAGUCAGCUAAAAGAAGAUAGACCGUUUAGGGGAACCCAAAUCCCCCCUCCUUUUCUCUCUAACCAAAAACAAUGGAACCUCUCUUCGCUCCCUUUCUGCUAUCUUUCCUUCUUUUCUUUGACCUUUCUUCUUCUGCUGCUUCUCCUUCCCAUAUCUCCCAGCUCUUCGAAUCUUGGUGCGAUCAACAUGGGAAAACCUACUCCUCUGUGGAGGAAAAAUCUUACAGGCUUAGUGUCUUCCAAGACAACUACGCCUUUGUUACUCAGCACAAUGAUAUGUCAAAUUCUUCUUAUUCUUUGGCUCUCAACGCCUUGGCUGAUCUCACUAACCACGAGUUCAAGGCCUCUCGUUUGGGUCUCUCCGCUGCUGCCAUUGAGUUUAGGCGACCCAACCUUCGAGAGCCCGAUCUUGUUCGAGAUAUUCCGGCUUCACUGGAUUGGAGGAACAAAGGCGCCGUUACCCAUGUCAAAGAUCAAGCAAGUUGUGGUGCUUGUUGGGCAUUUGCGGCAACUGGAGCCAUGGAAGGUGUAAAUGAAAUUGUCACUGGAUCUCUUGUUAGCCUCUCUGAACAAGAAUUGGUUGAUUGUGACAGAACUUACAAUACUGGAUGUGAGGGUGGGUUGAUGGAUUAUGCAUAUCAGUUUGUCAUUGAUAACCAUGGAAUAGACACCGAACAAGAUUACCCAUAUCAAGGUCGGCAAAAAACUUGCAACAAACACAAAAUAAAUCAACAAGUGGUAACAAUUGAUGAUUAUGCUGAUGUGCCUAUGAACAAUGAGAAACAGCUAUUGCAAGCAGUGGCAACUCAACCUGUGAGUGUCGGUAUCUGCGGGAGCGAGAGAGCAUUUCAAUUGUACUCCAAGGGGAUAUUCACCGGUCCAUGUUCGACUUCCUUAGAUCAUGCUGUGUUGAUUGUGGGUUAUGGUUCGGAAAAUGGAUUGGAUUAUUGGAUUGUGAAAAACUCGUGGGGUUCGAGGUGGGGAAUGAAUGGCUAUAUUCAUAUGAUACGUAACAGUGGCAAUUCUGAAGGGGUUUGUGGCAUUAACAUGUUGGCUUCGUAUCCAAUAAAGACUAGCCCUAAUCCCCCUCCUCCAUCUCCUCCGGGACCAACUAAGUGUGGUUUCUUCACUUACUGUUCAGCUGGGGAAACCUGUUGCUGUAAACAUCGGCUAUUCGGAAUAUGCUUUUCGUGGAAGUGCUGUGAGUUGGAUUCAGCCGUGUGUUGCAAAGACAAUCGUCACUGCUGCCCCCAUGAUUAUCCGAUGUGCGCUGCAAAGAACAAUCAGUGUUUCAAGCGAGUUGGGAAUGCUACUAUAACGGAAGCAUCUGAAAAGAAACAGUACUUUAGAAAGUUCAGCAGUUGGUGAUCCUUUUGUUGGGACACGGCUUUGAUAGAAUAAAUUCAGAGUUGUAUUUGUAGAACAUAUUUGCCCAUAAUGAUAGGAAUGGCUAGUGUAAAAUGCAUUUUAGUUUUACGUGGAAAAAGGGGAGAAUUUACUUGUUUAAA